CCAACCGCUCCAAUCCGGACUCACCCCCGCCUCUCGAACUCGAAACCCCGAUCACCUCACCUCCGAAGCAUCCUCCGCUCUGCGCUUCCUCAUCCAUGGAGUCCCGGGCCUAAACCAUCCCCGAAUGGGCCUCGCCGACGCGGCGCGCUCGCGGCUGCUGGCCGCGCUCCGGCCGUGGCUGGUGGCUGACCCGGCGGAGCUGCGGGUGGAGCUUGGCCCGCUCCGCUCCCGCGCCGUCGCGCGUGGGCUCCAGCUUGGCGCCGCGGCGCUCUCCGCGCCGGACUCCUUCCCCGCCAGGGUCGACCGCGCGGCCGUCGCCGAGGUCGAGCUCGCCGUCUCGCCCUGGGGCGCCCCCGCGCUCGCCGCAGUCCUGCGCGGUGUCGACGUCUCGCUCACCCUCAGGGAGCCUGCACCGCGGAAGCAGCGGCCAGACAUCAAGGAAUGGGUAUCCAAGGAGAAGAAGAGAGUGAUUGCAUCAAUUGACCCUCAGGGUGAAAUAUUGCAUGAGAUGAUUGAAGGUCUAGUUAGCUCCCUGGAAGAUAAGUUUACCUCGGGAUUUGCCAGUGUACUUCUAAACUGUAGUCAGGUGCGGAUUGAUGAUAUCACAAUACAAGUUCGGUAUCUUGAUGGCUCCCAUGUUUUGGUAUUGAGGGCAACUGACUUACAGUUAGGUCCUGAGCUUGUUUCUCGCAGUUCUCUGUUCAGAGGAUUAGUUGGCUCUUCUAUAUCAUCAAUAAAGAAGAAUCACCUUCUUGUUAAAUGUAAUGAUUUUGAGUUUGUGAUGAAGGAGAAUGAUUGUACAGAUUGCACUGCAUCUUUUACAGGCUUAUCUGCUUGUGCUAGACUGGAUAAUCUCCAACUUGCUGCUUUUAGCAUCCAUGUUCCCAGUGCAUGCUGCAAAAUUUCACCAAAAGCUAUUCCUUCGUUGAUGGUGAUUUUGGACAUUACAAGUCAAAAGGAACACUACAAGACUAGGAGUGGUAGGGAGCUCUGGCAAAUUGCUAUGCAAAAGCUUGACAGUCCAAUAGUAGGCCGCAGAUUUUCUUUAAGCAAGGCCUUAAGCUGUGCUACUUAUUGGCAGCACUAUGUUCAUGCUUAUGUGUUGCUGUUAUCAUUAGUCGGAUAUCCCUCUGACAAGGUGAUAAAGAAGAAUUGUGGUAGGGUGUCAAGGAACAGGAAAAUGUUGGGAGCUAUCAGAGAUCAUUGGGUAAUUGUUCUUGAGUUAGAGGAGAAAGUUCCUGCAGAAGCUAUUGCUAGAGCACGACGUGCUGCCCGUUCAAAACUUGCCAUAUCACAGCAACAGAACAAGCAAGAAUCAUCAAAAACGCUUCUGGUUUCUUCCAUAAUGAAAAUUCUCUCUCCUUUUUUAUAUUUAUGGAGGUUUGUUGUAUUCGCAUUCUGGUCAGUGUUCAGAGCUAGGGAUUCUGGAAACAAAACAUGUAGAUCCCGUGCACACAUUUUUCCUGGUUUCUCUCAUGAUUCAGACAUGGAGUUUCAGCUCGGAAUUCACCUUGGAGAACUCUCUGUAAUCCUGUUACCUAUUGCUGAUCACUCCAUCGGCAUGAAAAAGUUAAACAAUGGAAGCAAGAGUUAUCACAGUGAUUUACCUUCGAUACAUUUGGUGAUAAAAUCAUCAUGCUUACUUUACUCAGCUGGUUGCAUCACACAAUCGCUGUUUUUUGUUGCUGGAGAACUGAAGGUUUUUCUCGCUGGUGUCCCGAAGUUGUCACGAGCGGAUAAUAGCAACACACUUGGGAGGAAUUCAUCUUUUAAAACUGCAGAGUUUGCCGAAGACACUGAUUCAAAGAUGAUCCUCUGGAGUGAUUCUGCCAGUAUGCACCCAUUUUCCGAAAAACAAUCUGAUGAAUUUCCCCACAGUGAUGGUUCGUCCACUGCUGUUCUACGGAGUGGUAUGGAGAAACUGUGGAGGGAAUGGAUGUUAAUCAGCAAUUUAUACAAUGAAUCUGGUGUGAUACAUCAUGAAAAGCCUUCUGUUAUUUUUGAAGUCAAAUCAUACGUUGUUGAUCCUUACCAAAAUAUAAGUGGGUUUCAGCAAUGCAGAUUUACAGUCGGUAAACUAAACCUUGAUUUGGAUUAUCAGUGUGCUUCAUCUACCUAUAUGCUGCAUAGACAGUUCAUGCAUUACAAACAUCUGAAAGAGCUAAACAGAAAUAUACCAAACCUUCCGAUUCCUGGUGCCUCUAUAACACCUGCAAGUGGAGUUCUUGAUAAACUGAGAUCAUUCACUCAGAUAAUGAAUAUUGUGAUGUCAGAUGCUAUUCCAGGAAAUACCCUCCAGAUUGAAGCACUGAUUGCUGGUCCCAGUAUCCGGUUAUCCUUUGAUAAAAACAAUUUGUUGCAAAAUUGCAAAAAUAAGUAUGUGCCCCUAUUUUCUCGGAUGAAUAGCAGGACAUCCUGCAUAGUUCUCAGUCUGGCAUAUGUUGAAUGUGCCAUGUGGCCAGCAUCUCUAUCUACUCCACCGAGAUCUAAUUCACAUGUCAAGGAAUCACAUAGUACAUUUUGCAUGAAGGAGGUGCAAGAACCUGCUUAUCCUGCAACCGAAAGUAGUGCAAGACAUGUUUAUCCAGAGAAUAUUGAGUUGGAUGCUUACUUCAAAUUGGCUAAUCUAACUCUCCUGAUAGAUAAUUUAGAGACCAAUCAUCAGUGUCAUGUAUUUGGACCAAUGUCGGCCAAUUUCCAACUGUCAACAGGCAGGAAGUAUGUGCAUUCCUUCUUCGCAGACAGAAACAUUCUGUCAAUGAACUUAGGAGGAGGAAUUGUUGGUUGCAUAGCUUUGUUCUACAUGGAUGAAUUGUUUACUGUUUGCCAGCUUAUUGAAAGUAUGCAUCUGGUGGCAUUGAAUUCUGACUUGGUUAAUGUUAAGUAUUCCCAAGAUUUUAUUGGAAGGCUAGCAUCGUUCUGCAAUAAAACUGUGGUGGGGAGCACAAGAGAUCUUGGCAUUGAUCGUAUUGCCCAGGAAGAAUCAAUUGACUCUCAUACAGAACUCAUAGUUGAAGUGGAACCAACAUACAUCAUCUUUAGUACUUCACGUGGUGGACUUUUUCCGAAUCCUGCCGUCUUUGUCAACAACACCAUAAACUACAUCAGCAGCUCUCCUAUAUUUGAGGGAAUAACAACACAGGAAUUGCAUGAUAUGUUAGCUUUGGGUGUUGGGUUCUGCAUCAGAAGUUCUUCUUUGAAACUUCUGCUUGGUGGACAAUGUACAUACAUCCUUGUUAGUUUAUCCGGAAUUCAGUCUGUGGUAUUCGAGAACCAAGUUGAAUACACAACUAUGCUUAGUAGUUUACCGUAUAACAAGAACCAGUUCAUUAUAACAGAAUGCACCUUCCAUCUGCGUGCUGGGCCCACUAAAGAUAGCUUGACCCUUGUGAAAAUGGAAGAUGAAUCUAGAAGUGGUCGCGUUUCUGAUUCUUUGGGAAUUUGCUAUUCUAUUGAAAUUGAAUUUACAGAGGUUUAUAUUGGAGACUAUAGGGUUCACAACUAUUUAACUGAAGUCAAUCAACCCAGUAGACAGAAAAUCUCUCUGUUGAUCGAUGAUAAUCUUCAAAUUUUCAAAUGCAAAAUCCAGGGUGGCUUGAUCUUUCUUGAAACAAUUUUCUUAGCUAAGCUUGUUUUCUGUUGCAAAAUUUAUUUUUGGCUGCUUAUGGAUCUCCCAGUGUGGGCAACUUCAAAUUUAGCCAAAGAUUCAGUAACUUCAGUCUCUGCAAAAAGUGACCCUAAUGUGAUCAACGGUUAUACACAGGGGGAAGUAUCACCGGUGUCUUUAGGUGUUCAUUCACAAAGUGAGGAAUCCCAUUUGAAUGCUAUCAAAUGUCUAGAUAUUGAUUUAUCUCGGAUUUCUAUUACACUUGCUGUUGCGGAUGAACCUGGUACAUAUCAGGGAUUAACUCUCGAAGUUGACGCAAGUUUUCAACUAUUGAAUUUUGGCAUGAAGAUUUUGUUUGAGGUGAAGUGUCUUUCAGUCUCCACUAUUAGUAGUAUGCCCAAGAGUGCCCAUGAACAAUUGAGAGAUGUGCCAGCACCCCGUUUUCGGUCCAGAAAGUCUACUGUUCUUACAUCUCAGUCUGAAAUUCAAGAAUAUCUUCCAUUUAUAGAAGCGGAUAAUGGUGUUACCCAUGAUCGUGAUGCUCCUGCAAGUUCAACUUCUACAUUAGAAAGUUCAACAGGCAAUACACUUGAAUUUUCUUCACAUAAGAGUUAUAUCCUCAGCCAUUUCUCUACUUCUCUUAAGAUAGAGAAAAAACAAUUGGAUAGAGAUUCUAAUUUGAUGUGUUUAAGUGGUGAUUAUUGUGGAAACGGUUUUGUUUCUGGUUUGGAGGUGACAAUAUCAUUAUCAAGCAUUGAGAUGAUCUCGUCAUUACUUGCUCCUUUCCAUGGAAUGCUGAGUUCUACUGCAACUCAGAAGGAAAUACAGAUUGGUGACACCACUCAGCAAGAACAGCUGGAUAAUAUAGAUUGUACUAUACCUGAUGGAGCAAUUGUGGCUAUACGAGAUCUUGAUCAACAGAUGUAUGUAUCAGUCAAAAAUAUUGGAAUGAAGUAUCAAGUGGUCGGUGCAUACCAUUAUUCCCUUGCUGGUGAACAUGCAUUAUUUAAGGUGAAACACCAUAAGAGAUGGGGGUCAGACACACCAUAUAUUUCUCUUUUAUCUUUAUGUGCAAAAACUGAUGAAGGCAAAGAGCUGGCCCUUAGUUUCUCCCAAGGAUCAGAUUUGGUUGAAAUUUCUUCAUUUGUUGACAAGCCUUGUUCACUGUGGAGCUUGUUUCCUCUCGGGUUUGAUAGUUUUGAGGAUGACGAAGAUGAUGGUAAUUCUUGCAAGGUUAUUUCAAGUAGUUCUUACCAUCUUGUGAACAAGAAAAACAAUUAUGGCAUUGCAUUUGUGGAUGGUCUACUGGAGUUUGUGAAAAAGCCAGGAAAUCCAUUUAAGUUGAAGAUUUUGGAUGAAUAUCUAUUCUCUGAUGUUGCAAGGCUCAUUGUUCCCAAUAUGAACUUGGAUGGUAACUCUUAUUUGGAUGUGGAAGAUGAGUUGCCUUCUGCUGUAAUGGAUAGGUUGGAAACUGUUGCAAGUUCACAACAUAUAACCAUCAGUAUUGAUAAGAUUGUUUUUACCAUUACGCAUGAAGUGUUUGAUACUGGUGAUGUUUUUCCACUGGUCCAAAACUGCAUAAAUGAUAUCCGUGUUGUCACACAAAUAUACCCAUCCAAGAUCAGGAUUCUAAGUUCAUUCAAAGUUUCAGGGCAGUACUUCGAUGCCCGCAAAAAUAUGUGGGAGGACCUUAUCUCACCUAUCACUUCCUAUGUGUUCUUACGAUUUAGAUUUUUCAACCAAGAUUCAGUUACUAGACGUAGCGGGACCCCACUGCGUUUCUUCUUUCAUUUAAAGCAGGUGGAUAUUUUCAUAAAUGAGCUUUCAGUUGACAUGCUGCUUUAUUUGGUCGGGAAGUUAGGCUUGAUGGGUCCAUAUGCUGUGAGAAACUCAGCUAUUUUUCCUAACUGCUGCAAGAUAGAGAAUAACUCAAGGCUGGCACUUGUAUGUCAUUUUCAAAAUAAUGGGGACGCAAUAGUUCCUGGACAACAGUCGACUUCAGUUUUCUUGAGGAAUUUUGUAUUUGAUGAUAAUCGCCCACAUGAUCAGAGCUUAGUUUCUAUUUCUUUAUUCAAGGAAGGGGCAUUUUCAACUGCUCCAAUCAAUAUUCCUCUCCAUGAGUCUGGCAUCUACGCAUGGAGAACCCUAGCAUCAUCUCUCAAAGAUUCAAGACGCUUCUCUGGACCAUUUGUUGUGGUCAAGGUGUCCCAGAAUUCUGUGGAAGGUCUAUCGCUUUCAGUCCAACCUUUGUUGAGGAUAUAUAAUAAGAGUGACUUUCCCCUUGAACUUCGGUUUCAGAGGCCACAAAAUGAGAAUGAAGAGGCUGCGCUUGUCACAGUUCGAAGCGGUGACAUGGUUGAUGAAUCUACUGGAGUACUUGACGCUAUGAAUUUAUCUGGAGGAUCCAAAAAAGCGCUGAUGUCUCUAGCCCUUGGAAAUUUUAUGCUGUCAAUUAGACCUGAGAUGUCCGAACACUCAAAUCUGAGCCAUGCAACUUUAUUCCAAUGGUCAGAAGACAUAACCGGUGAAAAAGCAGUUCGCAUAUCUGGUGUUAUAGAAAAACUUAAUUACAACAUAAGAAAAGCCUUCAGUAUUGAUUCCAUGAAGUCUUCUUUCAGUUCUUUGAGUUGCCCUGUUUCCGUUGAUGGUCAGCAUGUGACGGAUCUUUAUUUUUUGAUUCAUACUCUGGCUAGAGAUGUGCCUUUGCAGCCUACAAAUGGUACUCGUGUGUCUGGCAGGAGUGCAUCAGUGGCAUUACAGCUGCAAAGAGAAAUUUUUAUAUACCCGACUGUUCAAGUGUACAAUUUCUUGCAGACAGACAUACAUGUGCUUCUGACUGACUCCAAACCGGAGAAUACCAGAGACGAUAAUUUUGGCCUCAUUGGAAAGGAGGCAACAAUUACAAGUGGUUCAAGCGCUUAUUUCUAUGUGAAUCCUGCCAUGUUUAAUUUUUCAGUCACACUAAUUUCAUAUGGUUCAAAGUCCAAGGCAGCUAAUAGUGCCGAUUGGGCCAAGAGAAUGCAAAAGCAGACAGCUCGAGCUCAAUUCCUUGAUCUAGAAUUAGAGUUUGUUCCUGGGAAGUUUCAUUCUUCUUUAAGACUGUUGCGUCAGGAGAAAGGCUUGCUGGAGGUUGCUCUUUUCACAAGAUAUACACUACAAAAUACAAGUGACUACCCCUUGCUGUGCACAGCUUCUGGUCAAAAACCACUACCCGCGUUUGAAAUUGGAAAAGGCAAUAUUAAUCUUCCUCCACAGAAUGGUUGUAUUUUGCCCUCAAUGUCAAUGAGCUCCUGGUUUACAAAGUCAAAUAAACUGCGAAUAAGCCUGCAUGACGAGAAAGGAUCAGAAGCAUUUAUUGAUUUAGAAGCAUUAUCUGGUUUCACUGAAUUUUUUCUUGAGAUCCACGAUGAUAUAUUUCCCCAUCGGAUGGCAGCUUUCGGCAUGUCUUUACAACCUGUUAUUUAUGGCUUGCAUGUGUCAUCACAAGUUGUAUUAAUCGUGCCAAGAUAUGUGAUCUCAAAUGAGUCUGCUGCUGCAGUUGCUGUUCGCCAAUGUCUUGUUCAGGAUGACAUAGAUGGAUUGACAAUUGAAGCUAAACAGAGGGCUACCUUACAGACAUGGAAACCUGGAAAAAAGCGAGAAGGAAACUACUUUGAUUUGUUUCUUAAGAAGCACAAAAAUGUAUCCGAGGAUUCACUCAUUUUUAUCCAGUUUUGUCCAAAAGAAACAGGGUAUGGUUGGUCUGGACCAAUUUGUGUUUCAUCAAUCGGCCGUUUUUUUAUGAAGUUUAGAAGAUCAGAAGAUAUGGUAAUAGAUGGGAUUAACAAAGACACUUUACAAGACGGGAAGCUGAAACAGUUUGCUUCUGUUGAUGUUGUUCAAGAGAAUACAUCUUUUGUUCUACACUUCACCAAGCCACCAAAGGUUGCACUACCAUAUCGGGUAGAGAAUUGCUUGAAUAAAGCAUCUAUCAUGUAUUUCCAGAAGGAUUCAGACGAAUCAGAUAUGUUAGGCCCUCAAGAAUCAGAACAGUAUGCAUGGGAUGACUCGAGUUUACCCCGGAAGUUGGUUGUGCGCAUUGUUGAUACACCAGCACUCCGUGAAAUUAAAAUUGAUAAGAUCAGUCCGUGGAAGCCAUUCUUGAAGAUGCGAAGCAGGCUCAAUCUGGAUUUCUCGUUUAGUAAUGGACUCAGUUCAGAAAAACAAGGAUUUGAUGAUUCAUUUGGACUGAGGGUGUUUAAGAUUGGCUAUGAAGUAUAUGCCGAUGGUUUAACCAGAGUUCUACGGAUAUGUGAACAGGCAGAGAAUCCCAAAGCUGAGAAGAUUCAACGGCCUAUAGCACAUACACAGUUCAGAAUAUCUUAUAUGUGUAUUCAUCUUCUUGAUAAGGGCCAGAGCGACGAAGUGCUUCAGUCACCCUCUACAAUCUUAAUGGCAACAUUUCAGCGUGUAUCUGCUGAUUCAGUUAUCACAGAUAGACACAAGAAUGUGGAUGUUGCAGUUUAUUCAGUAAACGUGGAUGAAAAGUGGGAUGGAGCUUCCUUCGGAUCAGUUUUGAGGAUGAACAAGCUUCAGGGUGAUGCUCUCAAUGAAAAUGUUCUUCGUAUAGUUUGUGUACUAAAUUCAUCGAAUUCCAGUGUCAAACAAGUCCACUACUGUUCCAUAAUUCUGCAGCCGAUUGAUCUGAAGGUUGAUGAGGAAACGUUAAUGAAGCUUGUACCAUUUUGGAGAACAUCCCUUGCUCCUGCUGGUACACCGAGCACACAAUUUUAUUUUAGACAAUUCGAAGUACAUCCAAUUAAGAUCAUUGCAAGCUUUCGUCCUGGAAGAUCACAGACAUCUUACAGCUCUUCUCAAGAGGCUCUGAGAGCGCUAUUGCACAGUGUUGUAAAGGUGCCCGAGAUAAGUAAUUCAGCGGUGGAGCUCAAUGGUGUUCUCCUAAAUCAUGCUUUGGUUACAUUCCGUGAGCUAUUUUUAAAAUGUGCCCAGCAUUAUUCAUGGUAUGUCCUGAGGGCAAUCUAUGUAACAAAGGGAAGCUCGUUGCUUCCUCCAUCUUUCGCCUCGAUGUUUGACGACUCGGCUUCAUCUGUUCUUGAUGUUUUCUUUGACCCUUCUGAUGGCUCACUCAACCUCCCUGGGCUUACCAUAGGCAUGUUUAAGUUUAUAAGCAAAAAUAUGAAAUCAGGUGGAACAAAGCGGUACCUUGGUGACCUUGGGAAAACUGUUAAAACUGCAAGUUCAAAUGCUCUCUUUGCUGCUAUCACGGAAGUUUCAGAUAGCGUUGUGAAAGGAGCAGAAACAAAUGGUUUAAAUGGAAUGGUUACCGGCUUCCACAGAGGCAUGUUGAGGUUGGCAAUGGAGCCAUCUGUGUUAGGGCAGGCUAUAAUGGAGGGUGGUCCAGACAGAAAGAUCAAACUUGAUCAUAGCCCUGGACUUGAUGAGCUAUACAUCGAAGGGUACCUGCAAGCCAUGCUGGAUGUCAUGUAUAAACAAGAGUACCUUCGUGUGAGGGUGAUUGAUGACCUGGUUUUCCUAAAAAAUCUACCACCGAAUAGCGCUCUCAUAAAUGAAAUUGUGGAAAACGUGAAGGGCUUUCUCGUGAGCAAGGCAUUGUUGAAAGGAGACGCCUCUACGGUUCGGUCUUGGCGCCGUCUGCGAAAUGAGCCUGAGUGGAAGAUUGCGCCGACGGUGCUCACCCUGUGCGAGCACCUGUUUGUGAGCUUCGCGGUGCGCCUGCUGCACCAGGAGGCCACCAAGGCCAUAGCGGAGGCCACGACCAAAGUGAAGGGACAACUCACUGGAGGCGAAGACGAAGGCGAAUCGUCGUCCGGCGGAGGAGCCCUGGUUAAGCGGGGCAGGCUGUGGACGGUUGGCAGGUUCGCGGCUUCAGGCGUCGUCGCCUACGUGGACGGCCGGCUGUGCCGCCACAUACCCAACCCAAUCGCCAGGAGAAUCGUGAGCGGGUUCCUCCUGAGCUUCAUCGACAGGAGGGACGACGAAUAGGCAGAGGCAGGCAAUGCGAUGCGAUCGCUGGCCGCCAUGUGUAGCCAGCUUUGUACAGCAAUUUUGGCCCCGGCAUGUGCAUACUUUGCGCACGGAACAUUUUAUCCGGGUUUUCUCGUCGAGCUUUAAGUUUGGCCUGAAAUUUGGAACUUUUCUUCCUUCUAUAGUCGAUCACAGGAAGAACGCAUACACUUUCUCAAAAAAAAAGAGAGAGGAAGAACGCAUACACUCACAUAUACCACAUGUAUAAUGUAUAGAUGCUACGCCGGAAUUAACGGGGAUAAAUGAUAAAUCCUCCAAUCUACUCUUGAAA
Triticum dicoccoides is the source of this 9923-nucleotide messenger RNA. RefSeq lists its product as uncharacterized. Bases 125 to 9610 code for a protein of 3161 amino acids. The transcript is spliced from 36 exons. Lineage: Eukaryota; Viridiplantae; Streptophyta; Magnoliopsida; Poales; Poaceae. Gene Ontology annotation, biological process: protein targeting to vacuole; protein retention in Golgi apparatus. The record is from RefSeq and is a predicted model, not a curated record.